AACGGUAGCCACUUUAGUAGUUUUGGAAAGCGAAAUUGCCUUCAAAUCGUCCUUUUUUCUUUUCAAAACCGGAUGUUUAAGUGUUGUGAUACAAACUCAAAUAUUGUGUCUUUUCCCGGUCUGGUGAAUUCACGACGUAUAGUUGUGCCUUCGCCACAGGAAAACGGUGUGACGAGUAAAAGGAAAGUUUUUUUCUUGCCCGUUUCGAAAAUACCAGCCCCCGGACGGACUUUGCAGGCUUACCAUCCCCGUGCCGUGUUGAUUUGUCUCGUGUCGCGUUGUUCUGCCUGCUGGCUGUUAGCAGUAGUUUUCGUCAUCGCAAUCGCAGCGCAAGGAGCACCCACCGCACCUCAGAUCCCUGAAGCCGACUUCGGGACCCUCACCAAACGAGCCGCAAAACUCAACUCUAUGUGAAUUGGGUUCUAGCGGGACGUGUAAAAGUGUCGGAACGAAAUCAAACCCCGACCGCGGAGCUGUGAAUUGCACGUCUCAUAGGGACGGUGGACAAGAAAGAAACCCCUCUCGCAGUGUAUUGUCGCCGAACGGGGUUUUUUUGUGUCUUCUGACAGAUCACAAAGCAAUAAGUGUCGACGACCCAGCUCCCAGCUAGCUACCCACCCCCUCGUCAUACUUACGCACGCACAGAGUUCCGGUGCCCAAAGUCCAACGAAGCAGACAUGGCGAAAACUUACGACUAUCUGUUCAAACUUUUACUUAUCGGCGAUUCCGGCGUUGGCAAAACCUGCAUACUGUUCCGCUUCUCGGAGGAUGCCUUCAAUACCACAUUCAUCAGUACAAUCGGCAUCGACUUCAAAAUAAGGACUAUCGAUCUGGAUGGGAAAAAGAUAAAGCUGCAAAUAUGGGACACAGCGGGACAGGAACGAUUCCGUACAAUCACGACUGCCUAUUACCGGGGAGCUAUGGGCAUCAUGCUGGUAUACGACAUCACACAGGAGAAAUCGUUCGAAAACAUCAAAAACUGGAUUCGAAACAUCGAGGAGAAUGCAGCGGCCGACGUGGAAAAGAUGCUGCUCGGCAAUAAGUGUGAGCUUAAUGAAAAACGACAGGUUACCCGUGUUAGAGGCGAACAGCUAGCAGUUGAAUAUGGCAUCAAAUUUAUGGAAACUUCGGCAAAGGCGAGCAUCAACGUGGACGAAGCAUUUUUCACCCUUGCCCGCGACAUUAAAUGUAAAAUGGAGAAGCGAAUGGAAGCGAACAAUCCACCGAAAGGUGGUCAUCAGCUGAAGCCGCAAGUUGAACCACGGAAGGCACCGAGUUGGCUAUCAAAGUGCAAUCUGUUUUGACCUUGUAGUAGUCCUACUAUUAAUAAUUAUUAUUUUUUUAUAUAACACACUAAAUAAUAAUUAUCAUUAUUAUUAUUUAAAAAUGUAUGUAAACGGAUAGUGUCGAGGGACAACAGGAUAACGCAACAUUCAUCACUGCACGUCACAUGCAUAGACCCCCCUGAGACACAAGUGGUAGGGAAGAUGUCUCCACUUUAUGCUGUCUGAGGUUUAAAAGAGAGGAAAGCUUCUUCAAAGCACACGAAAUCGAAACGUUCUCACGGCGCUCGGACGUGGUUCCGUUUGUCAGAAAGAUUUGUCAUGUAGAUCAAUCUGGAAUCAAUCGGUUCCCGAUAAUGCUUUUUCAAGGGUAGUAGUUUCUUGCAAUGCUUACCGCUUUCCGUACGGAUUGCCGUGUUUUAAGAGACCUGCGAUGGCUGUAGGGUGUGUUGUUCAACACAAUUCAUUUGAUCGAAAUGGAAGAAAUUGUUUCGGUAACGAAAGCUAGUUUUUUAAGUAACGAUGGUUUCGGAAGAACAUGAAUUCUAGAACUCAUAGUUUAUUCUUCGAUAAAAAAGCUGUAGUGGUUGAACGGAGACAGAUAGAAGAGUAUGUGUUGUGCAAACGUCACUUUAGCAAAUAGAUGUCAAUAGAAAAACCUUCAUUAAUGUGCGUGUACGCUUUGUGUAAAACAAUAGAACAAAACACAAGGGAAACAAUAAUGGAAGAAGGAUUUUUUCUUUUAUUUUUCUUACGUACCCGCUUUUUUGAGACCUUUUGCUAACAAGCAAGAAACAAAAACGAAAUGACUCUCGUUGGAGUAUUACGGAACAAUCACACUUUGGAGUGGAAACACUGGAUAUACAACAAAACAUGCCAUUUCAAAGGCCUAAGCGAAACGCUAAACAAGUACUCGAACCAAUACCCAUCAUUCCAUCAGCAACAUAGUUGAUAUUGUGUUUAGCAUGUCUUUUGCUUAAGCUUGCUGACGACCAAGUCGUUUUGUAACGUGAAACUAUGAUACGUACACACCAAUAUUUGCAAACAUACAUUUAGUGGCGAAUUUCGCAUCUUCUCUGCCUAUCGACGAUAGGUGUAGACUUGAUGAGAGCUAAAGGAUCCAGAAGCUAGCCAGGUUGGAGUGAUAGCAAACCUCCUCAUCUUAUACACACACACACAAAAACACCACGUGUACCAUCAUAUCGCGUUAAAGUUCCCGGUGCCAGAAUCACAAACCGAAUGCAGAACACCGACCAGUCAGAUGAGCGCAAGUGUGUGUAUAGUUUUUUGUUCCUGUCACAUGUAACGACGGUUGACCAGGUGAAUAAGGCUCCGGAGUCCGUAACUCAUUGUUUCCCCCAUAUUAGAAACCGCUCAAUCCCGUCAUUUUCCACUCAAACGUACAUACAUGUAGUCUUUUUUGCAUAUUAAACUUUACGUGAUUGGGGAUCCGUGGGCUGAUGGAUGUAGAACCUAAAGAAUAAAAAAAAAACACUGGAACAUGUAAGAUAGUAAUUUGAUUUUUGAAAAGUUGAACGAAACAGAGGACUAAACCCGAAUGGAAAAGAUGUGUUUC
Messenger RNA from Anopheles moucheti, 2859 nucleotides. It is a transcript of the gene Rab8, whose product is annotated as ras-related protein Rab-8A. The transcript is spliced from 6 exons. Bases 678 to 1304 code for a protein of 208 amino acids. Gene Ontology annotation, molecular function: GTP binding; GTPase activity. NCBI's taxonomy places the organism in Eukaryota, Metazoa, Arthropoda, Insecta, Diptera, Culicidae. Gene Ontology annotation, cellular component: trans-Golgi network transport vesicle; synaptic vesicle; plasma membrane. The record is from RefSeq and is a predicted model, not a curated record. Gene Ontology annotation, biological process: Golgi vesicle fusion to target membrane; protein secretion; protein localization to plasma membrane.